Messenger RNA from Nicrophorus vespilloides, 938 nucleotides. RefSeq lists its product as uncharacterized. NCBI's taxonomy places the organism in Eukaryota, Metazoa, Arthropoda, Insecta, Coleoptera, Silphidae. The transcript has 2 exons. Gene Ontology annotation, cellular component: membrane. Gene Ontology annotation, molecular function: heme transmembrane transporter activity; heme binding. Gene Ontology annotation, biological process: heme export; transmembrane transport. The record is from RefSeq and is a predicted model, not a curated record. The coding region runs from base 407 to 919 and encodes 170 amino acids.
CCAGUGAAGUGUGCUCGUGUUCUACCACAUCGUGAUGUUGUUGAUCGUACGUUUCUGUUAUUGUUUCUAACAUGUCUAGGUCAUGCAUCGUACAAUCUGAGCUUCCUCAACGUCGGAUUGGACGACAGUUUAACGUCUGUGAUAAUGAACAAAUGCGAUUCGGUUCGUCAAAUGAACGAAAAAUGUAUGCAGUAGCUUAGUUGGUUGAUGGCAUUCGUCGGCAGCACGUUGUGUUGAAUUUGUGUGCGCGCACGGGAUGAAAAUCGAUCCUUAUAGGAAACACCAGAACGCGCGCUCUUCAACCGACACUCACGCCACUAGCACUCCGACACUCCGAUCAAACUUUCCUCGAUCUCUUACAAAUAUUAUUUGAACUUAAUAAAUUGAGGUACAAUUCAAUUCGAAUAUGAAUAACUGCAAUGAGGAAGCGAAUGUCGGUGUCGGGGGUGCGCUUCCGAAAAUAGAGAAAUGCAAGGUAUACAAGAUUCGUUGGCUCGUUUUGGCUAUUUUCGUCGUCUAUUCCGCGUCCAAUGCUAUGCAAUGGGUACAAUACUCUAUCAUUUCCGAAGUCAUCACCAACUACUACAAGGUGUCCACCGACUGGGUCAAUUGGACCUCUAUGAUAUACAUGGUUCUCUACAUACCAUUCAUCUUUCCCGGAAGCUACAUACUCGACAAACUGGGACUCAGGGUUUCAGUGAUUAUUGGAAUAAUCGGUACUUGUGCUGGUUCAUGGAUAAAGGUUGGUUCCGUACAUCCGGACCGUUUCUGGGUUGGUUUCUUGGGACAUUCUAUCGUGGCUCUGUCUCAAGUCUUCAUCCUCUCUGUUCCGGCACGUCUAGCUGCUGUCUGGUUCGGUCCUAGUCAGGUGUCUUCAGCUUGCAGUAUCGGAGUAUUUGGAAAUCAGGUAAAUACUUAGUAGUUAAAGGGCUGGCAUA